AUGACAUACGCCUAUCUGUUCAAGUACAUCAUCAUUGGAGAUACUGGGGUGGGCAAAUCGUGCCUCCUGCUACAAUUUACUGACAAGAGGUUCCAGCCUGUGCAUGACCUAACCAUUGGUGUGGAGUUUGGGGCCCGCUUCAUAUCCAUUGAGGGCAAGCAGAUAAAGCUCCAGAUUUGGGAUACAGCUGGGCAAGAAUCCUUCCGUUCUAUCACACGAUCCUAUUACCGUGGAGCUGCUGGGGUCCUGCUGGUGUAUGACAUAACCCGGAGAGAUACCUUUGAUCACCUGACAAGUUGGCUAGAAGAUGCCCAUCAGCAUUCGAACUCCAACAUGGUCAUCAUGCUGAUUGGGAACAAAAGUGAUCUGGAGAUGAGACGGGAAGUAAAGAAGGAAGAAGGAGAAGCUUUUGCCCGAAAACAUGGGCUCAUCUUCAUGGAAACAUCAGCAAAGACAGCAUCCAAUGUAGAAGAAGCCUUUGUUGAUACAGCCAAGGGGAUUUAUGUGAAGAUCCAAGAAGGAGUCUUUGACAUGAAUAAUGAGGCCAGUGGCAUUAAGAUCGGUCCUCAGCAUUCCCUGGCUGCUACUAUGCAUGCAGGGAACAAGGGAAGGAAGCAGUCUGGGGGAGGUUGUUGUUGA
Messenger RNA from Dromiciops gliroides (monito del monte), 639 nucleotides. Its product is annotated as ras-related protein Rab-2A-like. NCBI's taxonomy places the organism in Eukaryota, Metazoa, Chordata, Mammalia, Microbiotheria, Microbiotheriidae. Gene Ontology annotation, molecular function: GTP binding; GTPase activity. The transcript has a single exon. Bases 1 to 639 code for a protein of 212 amino acids. Gene Ontology annotation, cellular component: Golgi apparatus. The record is from RefSeq and is a predicted model, not a curated record.